CCAAAAACCCAUCCCUUCAAGCCCAUCAUGCGUGAGAUUGUUCAUCUCCAGACCGGCCAGUGUGGUAACCAGGUUGGUUCUGCCUUCUGGCAGACCAUCUCCGGCGAACAUGGCCUCGACGCCUCUGGAAUUUACACUGGCGACUCCGAUCUCCAGCUCGAACGGAUGAACGUCUACUUCAACGAAGCUGGCGGUAACAAAUACGUCCCGCGCGCGGUGCUUAUCGAUCUCGAACCCGGCACCAUGGAUGCCCUCCGCUCCGGUCCCAACGGUGCUUUGUAUCGGCCAGAUAAUUUCAUCUACGGGCAGUCCAGUGCGGGAAACAACUGGGCCAAGGGCCACUAUACUGAGGGUGCAGAAUUGGUGGAUCAGGUUAUCGAUGUCGUGCGCCGGGAAGCAGAGAGCUGCGAUUGUCUGCAGGGCUUCCAGGUGACGCACUCGCUCGGUGGCGGAACCGGCUCUGGAAUGGGCACGCUGCUCAUUUCGAAGAUCAGGGAGGAGUUUCCCGAUCGGAUGAUGGCCACUUUUUCGGUCAUGCCGUCGCCGAAAGUGUCGGAUACGGUGGUGGAGCCGUAUAAUGCGACGUUAUCGGUGCAUCAACUUGUCGAACAUUCGGACGAGACAUUCUGCUUGGAUAACGAUGCUUUGUAUGACAUUUGCAUACGGACAUUGAAGCUGUCUUCGCCUUCUUAUGGUGAUCUCAACCAUCUGGUGUCUGCUGUCAUGUCGGGCAUCACCGUCAGUCUGCGUUUCCCAGGGCAGCUGAACUCUGACCUGCGGAAACUGGCCGUCAAUAUGGUUCCCUUCCCGCGGUUGCAUUUCUUCAUGGUCGGGUUUGCCCCUUUGACUAGCCGGAGCUCUUCAUCUUUCCGUACAAUAUCUGUGCCUGAACUCACUCAACAAAUGUUCGAUUCACGGAACAUGAUGACAGCUGCCAACUACCAGAACGGCCGCUUUUUAACCUGCUCAACCCUGUUCCGCGGCAAAGUCGCCAUGAAAGAAGUUGAAGAUCAAAUGCGCAACAUGCAAAACAAGUACUCUUCCUACUUUGUUGAAUGGAUCCCCAACAACGUCCAAACUGCUCUGUGCUCUAUGCCACCCAAGGGCCUGAAAAUGGCAGCUACUUUCGUCGGCAAUUCCACCUCUGUCCAGGAACUCUUCAACCGCGUCUCCAACCAGUUCACAGCCAUGUUCCGACGCAAGGCCUUCUUGCACUGGUAUACUGGCGAAGGGAUGGAUGAGAUGGAGUUCACUGAGGCUGAGAGCAACAUGAACGAUCUCAUGAGCGAGUACCAGCAGUACCAGGAGGCGACGGUUUCGGAUGGAGAAGGAGCGUAUGACGCUGAAGAGGGGGAGGCAUAUGAGCAGGAGGAGUAGUGGCCUCCUUUCUUGGUUAUAAUUACAGUUGCCAUGAUCAGAAAGGCACUUAGGCUGCCGCCUAUGGACUCAUACUACCUUCUUACAAUCAUUUAGAGAUUCUGGCUUGUCCACGGCUCAAGCUCGUAUCGAAGACCAGAACUUACUCGACUCAUUUUUAACUAGCCGCGCUGGCCAUUGGAUAUCAUGACAAAAGCAAAUUCAAUCUCAGACGCAGUU
Molecule: messenger RNA, 1596 nt
Organism: Aspergillus nidulans FGSC A4
Lineage: Eukaryota; Fungi; Ascomycota; Eurotiomycetes; Eurotiales; Aspergillaceae
Product: beta-tubulin tubC
Exons: 6
Coding region: 28-1377 (449 amino acids)
Biological process (GO): microtubule-based process; mitotic sister chromatid segregation; mitotic spindle organization
Cellular component (GO): cytoskeleton; microtubule
Molecular function (GO): structural constituent of cytoskeleton; GTPase activity; GTP binding
Source: RefSeq, a predicted model, not a curated record